Molecule: messenger RNA, 3708 nt
Organism: Paramecium primaurelia
Lineage: Eukaryota; Ciliophora; Oligohymenophorea; Peniculida; Parameciidae
Source: the annotation of a GenBank genome assembly
AUGAUUAGUAGAGAUAGUAGUUGUUAUCCUGUUAGAAUUGAAUGUGCAAAAUAUUUUGGUGGAGUAGAUCAUUUAGUUGUACUUAGAGGAGAUCAAUUAAAACAUACUCAAUAUUAUAUUACUUUGACAGCAAGAGAAGCUACAAUCUUUUAAUUUAUGGCUAAAGUUACUAAAUAAGCAGAUAUCAAUAUUUAAGUAUUAAAAGAAGAUGAAACAUAUAGAGGAGUAUUAUAAUUAAUAGAUGGUUAAUAAAAAAUUCAUUAUUUUAGAGUCAUUAUUAAUUUUAAUUAAGUGGAUUAAAAUGUUGAAGUAAUUGAUGAAUAAUAACCAACUAUUGAAUUUGCUAUUCAUUCUUCAAGAAUGUAAGUAGCUUUAACUUUAAAUCAAGGUAAUCAAUUACCAUCUCUUAAAUCGUAUGAUUUAAUUACUUUUAAUAAUUAUUUAUCAAUAUAACCAUAAGAUUAAUUUUAUUAGAAUUCUGGUAAUUAUACUAUUGGAAUUCAGAAUAUGUUUGAAACAUUUUUAAAUAAAGAAAUUAUGUAUACUUUCACUUAUUCAACAAGUAGAACUGUUAAAACACUUCAUGUAGGUUAAUAAUUUGUAGAUUUAGUUAAAGGAUUCAAAUCUAAAUAUUUUAGUUUCUAUUAUAGUUAAAAUACUACUUUAUUUUAUAUUAGUAUAUAAAGUAAAAACAAUAAUAAAUUAACAUUAACUGUCUAAAAUGAUAUUAAACCUGAUAAUCAUUCUUAAUUUGCAAAAAGUUAAGAUUCAAGUACACUUAAAUUAUCAUAAUCUGCCUUAAAUAGUUUAUGUUUAAAUGGUCUUACAUAAGAAGACAAAGAAGAUGAUAUAGAUGUAAUGGCUAUUUGUUAAGCUUAUAUCAUUAUUGAAAAUCAUGGAAAUGAAGAUAUAUUAUUUAAUAUCAAUAUUUGGAAUCCAUAAACUGCUUUAGAACUUAAAGAUGGAUAAGAAUAUACUUUUAAUUUAGAAUAUCUACUUUAACAAACUUUUUUAUAUUAUAAAGUAAUCUCAACAUAAACUGAUGUUUAAUUACAUAUUAAUUCACAUUAUGGAUACACUAAAUAUUAAAUUUAAAUUCUAAAUUCUCAAAAUUAAGAAUCUAAUUCUCUUUAUGCUAAAGAAGAAUACAAAACUUAACAUUCCAAAAGUAUACAUUCUGAUGCAUUUGAAUUUUGUAAACCUGAUUGUGUAUUGAAAAUAUUAUUAGAAGCAUAAGAAUUAAUAUACUAAAGUGAUAGAAUAAUUAAUUUUGAUGAUACUGUGUAUGUCACAGUUACAUAAUAAUAUAUGGAUCUUAAAAGUGGAUUACCUAUUUAAAUAUCAGUAAAUAAGUUAUAGCCAAGAAAAUUCAUAUUUUCAGAAAUCAAUGAUAUAUCUCCUUAAUCAAGAUUCAAAUUAAUCUUACAUGAAAUUUAUGGAAAAGGAUCAAUUUGUCUAUUCUUUAAUGAUGAAGAUAAUAUUAAUAUAAAUAAAUGUGAAUAUGAGGUAUUAGGUAAUGUUUUAGAAUUGACAUAAGCACAAAUACAAGAAAAAUUGACUGAAUUAAAUCUUACUAGAAAUCCUUAUAUUAUAAUAUAAAUAUAUUCUAUAGUUGAUAAUAGUAAGUUUUAAUUAUCAUUAGAAAUAUCUAAUGAUAGGAAUAAUCAUAAAUUAAUGAUGGGAAUACCAACAAGAAUCAAAUUAGAUAUUCAAGAAGAAGUUUAAUAUUAAUAUUUUAAUAUCUAAAAAGAUGAUGAUUUAUACUUUAAAUUUAUUAAAGUUUAAGGCACUUCAUUGAUUUAAAUAUCUAGAUGUUUAGAUAAUAUAUAAAAAGAUUGUGAAGAAGAAACAAUUAUUAAUGAAUAAUUACUUGCAGGAUAAACUUACAAUUAACACAUAAUUCAUAAAAAUGAUAAUAAAAAAUAUUGUGAAUUAUGUACAUAUAUAAUUAAAAUAAAAACUAUAGGAAUUAAUGUAGAUUUAUUAAUUAUUGUAACUUCUUAAUUAAAUUUUGUUUAAUUACCUUAAAAUAUUGCAUUCACAGAUUACCUUGAAAAUCAAAAUGAUUACAAUAUCUAUCAUUUUUCUUAUAACACAGAUCAUUAAAUUGAGAUUUAAAUUAAUCAGUAUAAUGGUGAUACAUAAAUGUGGAUUGGAUAUAAUGCUGUACUUGAUACUUCUCUUUAUUAAUAUGGGCCAUAUAACAAUAUAAAAUAAUAAAAAUUAAUGAAUACUACUUCAUCAAUAUCUUAUUAUUAAGCUAUUAUUCCUCCAAGAGAACAUUUAGAAUAAACUAAUUAUACUCCUUAUGCAAAUGGAUCUCAUACUUUAGCAGGUCAUUAUAAUGAUGAUGAUCUCUAUAUAAUUGUAAAGAAUAAUUAAUAAAAGCCAUCAAAUUAUUCUAUACUUGUAACCUAAUCAACAACUGGUAAUGGAUAACUAUUAUAAGAUGGAAUCAUAACAUUUGCUUAUUUAAGUAGAUAAACCCCUGUUAUUACAUUAUAUCAUUAAUAUCGUUAUUUAAAAUAACCAUAAUUAGUAAUUAAAAUGGCUCAUUAUAGUAAAUAGUUGUAAGUUUCAGAUUUCUUCAGAAUAGAAGUAUCUAAUGAAACUGAACCAGUCAAUUACACACUACUUACACCUUUUUCAAGUAGAAAUGAUUAACAGACUUACAUUUUACCAAUUUUGGAAGGACUUUUAACUAUAAAGAUUCACAGUCUUCUAGAAAUCAAAGGAAAUGAGAAUAUUAAUAUUGAAUAUUAAUUUAAUCGUGAAGGUGAUAUUGUUCCUAUAAGAAAGUAGAAGAUAAAGGAUAAUUAUAAUUAUGGAAACAAUUAUUUAAAUAGAAUUGAUUUAUAAAUUAGUAUUGUAGGCAAAGAAAUCUUGAUGAUAGAUGAAAAAUCAAGUCUAAGUGAUUAAAUCUAUGAUUCUUAAGCUAAGUAUUAUGAAUCUUAUAUACCUUAUGAAGGCAAAUUAGCAGUUUAAGUAUAUAAUUGUUUAGGUGAAUUGAAGGUAUCAAUAACUCAAAAUUAUGAUGAAUUUAUUGAAGGAAUAUAUAAUGGUAGUAAGAUAACUGUAGAAGGCUAAUUAACAGAUAUUAUAGUGCCAGUUAAACCAGGACCUAUUUAUUUUUAAUUCUAAUCUAUUGAAAGUGUAUAUAAAUUCACAACAUAGGUGUACAAAGCAUAAGAUUUUGCACCAUUUGGAUAAUUAGUUAUGGGAGGUGAUGGAUAAAUAAAUUAUUCAUUUGAUACUUAUGAUUCAGAUUAUAUUAGUGUUAAAUUCAAACCAUUAAAAUGUGUUGGUUGUGAUCUUCAUCAAGAAAUGAAUAGUUUAGUAAAGUAUUCUAUUAGUUGGGGUAGUACUAUUUAAUAUGCUCAUGUGAUAGGUCUUUGUUAAUAUAAUUAAUAUGCAAAUUAUCAUAAAAAUCAUACAGAUAAUUUUGAAUAAGUAGAUAUUGGUCUUUUUGCACUAAAUCAUACUGAUUAAAUAACAUUUAAUAUUAUUGUUGGUAAUUAAUCUAUACAUUCUUAAUUAUUUAUUGCUAUACGUGCUUAAGUUUUAGUAUUUAAUAAUCUUACAAUAUAAGAUUAUGAAUCAUAUUAUCAUGUUGCUUAGAUAGCAAUGCCUAAUAUUUCUCUAUAUUGGUAUAAACAUAGGUUCAAUGAAUUUGGUAUAGGAGUUGUAAUUGUUGUAAACUAAUUAUGA